Molecule: messenger RNA, 897 nt
Organism: Plasmodium gonderi
Lineage: Eukaryota; Apicomplexa; Aconoidasida; Haemosporida; Plasmodiidae
Product: soluble NSF attachment protein
Exons: 5
Coding region: 1-897 (298 amino acids)
Biological process (GO): SNARE complex disassembly; intracellular protein transport
Cellular component (GO): SNARE complex; vacuolar membrane
Molecular function (GO): soluble NSF attachment protein activity; syntaxin binding
Source: RefSeq, a predicted model, not a curated record
AUGGAAUACGAAGCAAAGGAGCUGGAAAAGAAAGCUGAGCAGUUGAACAAGAAGGGAUUUCUCUCUUCUUUUUUUGGAUCCGACAACAGCGAUGAAAUGAUUAAUUGCUACAACUUGGCUGCGAACAAGUACAAGCUCUGUCACAAAUGGAAGGAGGCCACAGCAUGUAUCCUGAAAAACGCAAUCCUGCACAAAAAUAACAAUGAAACGAGUUACUGUGCAAAUGCUUACUUGGAGGCAGGAAAUAUAGCUAAAAAAUACGAUAAAAUGGAAGCCAUAAAAUAUAUUGAAGAGGCUGUUAACAUGUAUGCAGCCAUUGGUCGUUUUUCCAACUGUGGAAAGUGUGAAAAAAACAUUGCAGAAAUUUAUGAAGAUUUAUACGAAUAUAAUAACGCGUCCAAAUAUUAUAAAAAAGCAGCUUACUAUUUCGAAAUGGAUGAAUAUUCCAAGUCUAUUUAUACUCAAUCUAUUGUAAAAUACGCGGAGCUUAGUUCGCAAUACAAUGGAGAAUAUGAAGAAGCUAUAUCAAUAUUCGAAAAUGAAGCGGAGAAAGCCUUGAAGAGCACACUAUUGCAGUAUGGAGCGAGAGAUUAUUACAUAAAGGCAGGAAUCUUACAUAUUGUUAUUGGUGACAUGGUUAAUGCGAAAAUUUCAAUUGAUAAAUAUUGUAUGAACGAUCCACGUUUUUUAAAUUCAAGAGAAAAAAAGUUUCUAGAAAAUAUUAUCGAAGCUAUACAGGAACAAGAUGUAGAAUACUUCGAAGAAGUUGUUCAUGAAUAUGAUCGAAUAACGAAAUUGGACAACUGGAAAGUCCAUUUUCUUUACAACAUAAAAUCGAAAUUAAAUGCCGAGCCGAAUGUCAAAUUGACAGCUGAUGGCGGAGUGGAUUUAACUUAA